GGUCACGUGAGCUCAGCGCGCCCUUGGAGCUGCUCGGCGCAGGGAGUCAUGGCGGCUCCCGUGGGCGGCGGCGGCGGGUCUCGGGCCCUGGACCUGCUCCGGGGUCUGCCUCGUGUGAGCCUGGCCAACUUAAAGCCGAAUCCAGGGUCCAGGAAACAGGAAAGACGUCCAAGAGGUAAAAGGAGAGGUAGGAAAUGUGGCAGAGGCCAUAAAGGAGAGCGACAGAGAGGAACCCGUCCCCGACUGGGCUUUGAGGGAGGCCAGACUCCGUUUUACAUCCGAAUUCCAAAAUAUGGGUUUAAUGAGGGACAUAGCUUCCGACGCCAGUAUCACCCUUUGAGUCUCCAUAGACUGCAGUAUCUUAUUGAUUUGGGUCGAGUUGAUCCUACUCAGCCUAUUGACUUAACCCAGCUUGUCAAUGGGCGAGGUGUGACCAUCCAGCCUCUUAAAAGGGACUAUGGUGUCCAUCUAGUAGAGGAGGGUGCUGAUACGUUUAAGGCGAAAGUUAAUAUCGAAGUACAGUUGGCUUCAGAGGUAGCCAUUGCUGCAAUUGAGAAAAACGGUGGUGUUGUCACUACAGCCUUCUAUGAUCCGAGAAGUCUGGACAUUUUAUGCAAACCUAUUCCAUUCUUUCUGCGUGGACAACCCAUUCCCAAACGAAUGCUUCCUCCAGAAGAACUGGUCCCGUAUUACACUGAUGCAAAGAAUCGUGGCUACCUGGCUGAUCCUGGCAAAUAUCCUGAAGCAAGACUUGAACUUGCCAAGAAAUAUGGUUAUAUUUUACCUGAUAUCACAAAAGAUGAACUCUUCAAAAUGCUUAGUACUCGGAAGGACCCAAGACAGAUUUUCUUUGGUCUCGCUCCUGGAUGGGUGGUGAACAUGGCAGAUAGGAAAAUCCUAAAACCUACAGAUGAGAAUCUCCUCAAGUAUUAUAGCUCAUGAAUUCCAAGAGAGCAGAGCUGUAAAAGUACUUGAGAAGUACAAACAUAUUCCUCAUUGCAUUUUCUUAAUUUGUAAUUCUUCAGUUGUUGGGGUUGGCUUUUGGUGUAAUCACAUCUCCUUCAUUUAUAUGUAAAAGAGAAAUAAAAUGCAGUAAGCAAGAACUGA
This is a messenger RNA of Erinaceus europaeus (western European hedgehog), 1107 nucleotides long. RefSeq names its product mitochondrial ribosomal protein L15 (gene MRPL15). The coding region runs from base 49 to 942 and encodes 297 amino acids. NCBI's taxonomy places the organism in Eukaryota, Metazoa, Chordata, Mammalia, Eulipotyphla, Erinaceidae. The transcript is spliced from 5 exons. Gene Ontology annotation, cellular component: mitochondrial large ribosomal subunit. Gene Ontology annotation, molecular function: structural constituent of ribosome. The record is from RefSeq and is a predicted model, not a curated record. Gene Ontology annotation, biological process: translation.